This is a messenger RNA of Nelumbo nucifera (sacred lotus), 3094 nucleotides long. RefSeq names its product heat shock 70 kDa protein 15-like. The record is from RefSeq and is a predicted model, not a curated record. NCBI's taxonomy places the organism in Eukaryota, Viridiplantae, Streptophyta, Magnoliopsida, Proteales, Nelumbonaceae. Gene Ontology annotation, molecular function: ATP binding; ATP-dependent protein folding chaperone. Gene Ontology annotation, cellular component: cytosol; nucleus. Gene Ontology annotation, biological process: protein folding.
UACAUCUAGGUCCUCGCGCGUGCGUGUGCGCAUGAUAGAACAGCCGAUCCAGAAGACGUCCCUUAAUCUCAAGAAAAAAAGAUACCAGGAACUCUGCGAAUCGCAAGGUAUGUUCUGAAAAACCCUAGUUGCUCAAUCUACACUCGUCCAGUCAUCUGCUCUACAACGUAUCGUUUUUUUAUUCGCCGGAAGUAGGCCAAUUUUAUCACCCGCCCGUUAGUUCCGGUGAAGAUGAGUGUUGUCGGUUUCGAUUUCGGUAAUGAAAGCUGCAUUGUUGCCGUUGCGCGGCAACGAGGGAUAGAUGUGGUUCUUAAUGAUGAAUCGAAACGGGAGACCCCUGCUGUCGUCUGUUUCGGUGAGAAGCAGCGGUUCAUUGGAACAGCUGGAGCUGCCUCAACUAUGAUGAACCCCAAAAACUCAAUAUCCCAGAUAAAGCGAUUGAUUGGCCGUCAAUUCUCUGAUCCUGAACUUCAACAGGACCUUAAGGCCCUUCCUUUUACUGUCACUGAAGGGCCUGAUGGGUAUCCACUAAUCCAUGCGCGAUAUUUAGGGGAAUCUAGGGUUUUUACACCCACACAGCUUCUAGGAAUGGUGCUCUCAGACUUGAAGAGCAUAGCGGAGAAGAAUCUGAAUGCAGCAGUUGUGGAUUGUUGUAUCGGGAUCCCAGUUUAUUUCACGGAUCUUCAAAGAAGAGCUGUCUUGGAUGCAGCUACAAUUGCUGGUUUGCAUCCUCUCCGGUUGAUUCACGAAACAACUGCCACAGCUUUAGCCUAUGGGAUUUACAAGACGGAUUUACCUGAGAACGAUCAAUUAAAUGUUGCUUUUGUUGACAUUGGUCAUGCAAGCAUGCAAGUAUGCAUUGCAGGCUUCAAAAAAGGCCAGCUGAAAAUCUUGUCUCAUGCCUUUGAUAGAUCUCUUGGUGGCAGAGAUUUUGACGAAGUUCUGUUCCAGCACUUUGCAGCGAAGUUCAAGGAAGAAUACAAGAUUGAUGUGUUCCAGAAUUCACGGGCUUCCCUUAGACUCCGUGCUGCUUGUGAGAAGUUAAAGAAGGUGCUUAGUGCAAAUCCGGAAGCACCUUUGAAUAUUGAAUGCUUAAUGGAUGAGAAAGAUGUCAGGGGGUUCAUCAAAAGAGAGGAAUUUGAGAAGAUCAGUGUUCCAAUCUUGGAGCGUGUUAAAGGGCCUUUAGAGAAGGCGCUGUCAGAAGCUGGGCUCACUGCUGAGAACAUCCAUGCAGUUGAGGUUGUUGGUUCAGGCUCUCGUGUUCCAGCCAUCAUUAGGAUAUUGACUGAGGUCUUUGGAAAGGAACCUAGACGCACCAUGAAUGCUAGUGAGUGUGUAGCCCGAGGCUGUGCUCUUCAAUGUGCUAUUCUUAGUCCCACUUUUAAAGUGCGUGAGUUCCAGGUAAAUGAGAGCUUCCCUUUCCCAAUUGCAUUGUCUUGGAAGGGUUCAGCUCCAGAUGCCCAGAAUGGUGCAGUGGAUCAACAACAGAGCACCAUUGUCUUCCCAAAGGGAAAUCCAUUUCCUAGUGUCAAGGCUUUGACAUUCUACAGGUCAGGCACAUUCACGGUUGAUGUCCAUUAUCCUGAUGUGAGUGAAUUAAAAGCGCUUGCGAAGAUCAGUACCUAUACGAUUGGUCCAUUCCAAUCUGCAAAAGGUGAACGUGCAAAGCUGAAGGUGAAAAUUCGCUUGAAUCUUCAUGGCAUUGUAUCUGUCGAGUCUGCAACCCUACUGGAAGAAGAAGAAGUUGAAGUUCCAGUUGUAAAGGAGCCACUUAAAGAAGCUGCAAAGAUGGAAACUGAUGAGGUCCCAAGUGAUGCAGCCCCCACUGGUACUGGAGAAAAUGAUGUAAACAUGCAAGAUGCCAAGGAUGCCACUAAUGCUUCAGGGGUGGAAAACGGAGCUCCUGAGUCUGGAGACAAGCCUGUGCAGAUGGAAACAGAUGCAAAGGUUGAAGCUCCAAAGAAGAAGGUGAAGAAAACAAAUGUCCCAGUUGCAGAGCUUGUUUAUGGUGGAAUGGUACCAGCAGAUGUACAGAAAGCUGUGGAGAAGGAGUUUGAAAUGGCUUUGCAAGAUCGGGUCAUGGAAGAAACAAAGGACAAAAAGAAUGCUGUGGAAGCGUACGUUUAUGAUAUGAGGAAUAAGCUCAAUGACAAAUAUCAUGAGUUUGUAACUGCAUCAGAAAGGGAGGAUUUCACUGCUAAGCUUCAGGAGGUGGAGGAUUGGUUAUACGAGGAUGGGGAAGAUGAAACAAAAGGCGUAUAUAUUGCCAAGCUUGAGGAGCUCAAAAAGCAAGGUGACCCUAUCGAGGAAAGAUAUAAGGAGAGCUCUGAACGGGGACCAGCAAUUGACCAACUUGUCUAUUGUAUCAAUAGUUACAGAGAAGCAGCACUGUCAAAUGAUCCCAAAUUCGAUCACAUUGACAUGGCGGAAAAGCAGAAGGUCAUAAAUGAAUGUGUGGAAGCUGAGGCAUGGUUGAGAGAUAAGAAGCAGCAGCAGGAUGGGUUGCCCAAAUAUGCUCCUCCAGUUCUGCUGUCAGCUGAUGUGAAAAAGAAGGCAGAGACAGUCGACAGGUUUUGCAGGCCUAUAAUGACGAAGCCUAAGCCAGCACCCGCUAAGCCUCAGACUCCUACGGAAACACCAUCUCCAGCUAAGGGGACUGAGAGCCAGCCCCAAAGUAAUGACAACGUCAAUGAAAAUCCUGCAGAAGGUAGUGCUGAGGCAACACCAGCUGCCUCUGAGCCGAUGGAGACUGAUAAACCCGAGGGUGCACCAAAUCCAGCAUAAGAUGGUUAUGAAAAUCGUGGGAUUUGUGCUAUGUUUUCUUCCCACCUCAGUAUUGGUCUAAAAUUGUAAUAUCAAUUUAUAUUUUGAGCCUGAUUUAUGGCUGCGGUUGAAGGAGUGAGGUUAUAGUUGAUUUAUAGGUCUUUGCUUCUUUUUUUUUUUCUAAUGUGUACCACCACCUUUGAUUGGUGGGCUACUCAUAUUAUUGGGGAGGUCUCUAGAAUCCAGUGUUUUUUUCUUAAAGGGGUUUCAAGAGAAGCUAUUGAACUUUUUCUUCUCUCUUUCUCUCUCUACAACUCGAUACAUUUUUGAA